Paramecium sonneborni is the source of this 258-nucleotide messenger RNA. The record is from the annotation of a GenBank genome assembly. Lineage: Eukaryota; Ciliophora; Oligohymenophorea; Peniculida; Parameciidae.
AUGAUUAUUAGUAGCAGUAUAUAUAUUACUAAUAAAUUAUUAUCAAGAGUAACAUUGAAUAGGUAAGGAUCUAAUGUUAUUAUGAAAAUCUGUUACACUCUUUAAAGAUGUGAAGGAGUCUUAUGGUAGAAUUUAAAUCAUUAAUAGUUGCUUUCUAGUUUAAAAUUUUAACAAUCUUCAGAAUUAAAAUAUAUUAGAAAAAUAUAUCAUGAACAUAGAUCAUUAGACUAAGAAAUUUAAGAGAAUACGGAAAUUUGA